Rana temporaria (common frog) is the source of this 1002-nucleotide messenger RNA. Its product is annotated as granzyme A-like. The record is from RefSeq and is a predicted model, not a curated record. Gene Ontology annotation, molecular function: serine-type endopeptidase activity. The transcript is spliced from 5 exons. The coding region runs from base 166 to 936 and encodes 256 amino acids. Gene Ontology annotation, biological process: proteolysis. Lineage: Eukaryota; Metazoa; Chordata; Amphibia; Anura; Ranidae.
UGAGAUGUCGGUGGUCUCUAACCACAUGAACAAAAUGUAAACCCUCAUGUGAAGCAGAGCAUUUCUGAGAAGUCAGCCCACAUCACCUGUUCACAUAUAUAAAUGUCUACUCCAUCUCUGGCUGUAGUGUGAAAGUUCAAGAUUGCUAGAGAGAGAUUCCUAACAAUGAGGCAUCUCCACUUACUCUCGGCUGUGUCCUUCCUUCUGUAUAUCAAUGGCUAUGUGUGUAUGGAAAUAAUUGGAGGGAAUGUCGCUGCUCCCCACUCUAGACCUUACAUGGUUUUUCUGAACUGUGAAGGUGCAUGCGGCGGGACGCUCAUUAAACCUAACUGGGUGCUAACUGCUGCUCAUUGUAACUGUGGCAAUGCGACAAAGGCUAUCUUAGGUGCUCACUCGCGGACUGAAAUUACAAACCAGCAGCAGGUGAUUCGCAUUAAACGUGCUAUUAAAUACCCUUGUUUUGACAAGGAUUUAAAGAUAAAUGACCUUCAACUGUUACAGCUGGAGAAACCUGCCAAGUUAAACAAGUUUGUGUCAACCCUGCCGCUACCUAAACAGGAGGAGAAUGUGAAAUCGGGAACACAGUGCAGCACUGCUGGGUGGGGGAUCACUGAUCUAAAGAAACCAGAAAAACUAUCAGAUGUCCUACGUGAGGUCAAUCUGACCAUUGUAGAUAAUAAAACAUGCAGCAAAGCAUACAGUAAGAAAAAUCAAAAAAUAAUCAGCAGUAUGAUAUGUGCGGGACCACUUAAAAAGCGCAAAGAUGACACUUGCCAGGGUGACUCUGGUGGACCAUUGAUCUGUAACAACAAGCUCACAGGUGUUACCUCUUUUGGUCAAAAAUGUGCAGAUCCCAAAUUCCCCGGUGUUUACACCUUUCUGACCAACAAGUAUCUCAACUGGAUCAGAACAGAAACUGGAGGAGCUUCAUUCUAACUCAAAAAGUAUACAGACAUAAUCUUUUCAUGAACGAUAAUUAAAAAAUAAAUGGUAUGCCAUGCA